AGUGUCUGGGCGCUGCCUUAACAUUCAAUACUCGACAUUUGGUCAACAUUUAAACCAACAACAGACACAGACAGCAACAUGGCCGUGGAGGGUCAAAGAUUUAUGACCAAGACGCAGCACUAUCGCAAGGUCACCAAGCCGUUGCUAGAGCGUAAGCGACGUGCGCGCAUGAAUCUCUAUUUGGAUGAGCUGAAAGAUCUUAUUGUCGACACAAUGGACGCUCAAGGCGGCGAUCAAGUCAACAAGCUGGAGAAAGCUGACAUACUAGAGCUGACGGUCAACUAUCUUAAGGCUCAGCAGCAGCAGCGCUUGGCCCAGAGCAGUGAUAGCGACACGCCCACAACAUCAGCAACCACGCCCACUUCUCCACCAGCAACUCCAUUGAACUUUGACAAAUUUCGCGCUGGCUAUACGCAGGCUGCCUAUGAGGUUUCCCACAUAUUCUCUACUGUGCCUGGCCUGGAUCUUAAGUUUGGCACUCACCUAAUGCAACAGCUAGGACAUCAGCUCAAGGAUAUGAAGCAGCAGCUACACAGUCCCGUCUCCAGCGAAGAUGCCAACGAGCCCGUUAAUCUAACAGAUUGCAAACGUCAGCGUUCAGUAUCGCCUGCUGCACAGCUGGACGUAGAUAAGGGUGAAGAUGUCUGGCGACCCUGGUGAAGAGAAUACC
Molecule: messenger RNA, 670 nt
Organism: Drosophila busckii
Lineage: Eukaryota; Metazoa; Arthropoda; Insecta; Diptera; Drosophilidae
Gene: E(spl)mdelta-HLH
Product: enhancer of split mdelta protein
Exons: 1
Coding region: 79-660 (193 amino acids)
Biological process (GO): anterior/posterior pattern specification; regulation of neurogenesis; regulation of transcription by RNA polymerase II
Cellular component (GO): nucleus
Molecular function (GO): RNA polymerase II cis-regulatory region sequence-specific DNA binding; protein dimerization activity; DNA-binding transcription factor activity, RNA polymerase II-specific
Source: RefSeq, a predicted model, not a curated record